Molecule: messenger RNA, 2922 nt
Organism: Dimorphilus gyrociliatus
Lineage: Eukaryota; Metazoa; Annelida; Polychaeta; Dinophilidae
Source: the annotation of a GenBank genome assembly
AGUCAAACCCGCAUGAUCCGCCGAUGGGAACAGUGUAAAAAGUGAAUUCCUAUCUCGGAUAUGGAACCACAAAUUACAUUAAGUUUGCCGGGGAGAAUUUACGACUCUCCCGACAGUUUCGAGCGGGAAAACUUCACUUCUCCGGGACGAGACUGGAAGACAACUCCGCAAAGAUCUCGAAUUUACUCGCCGAGGCAGCAUUUUCGCAGAACACCGGGAGCUUGUCGGCCUCCGACUAGAGUCCUUUCUAGCACUCCUCCGUCCGGAAACACUGUUUUUGAAUUUCCAGUAUGUAAGAACAUCGAGGGUUCGGGUAGCUCAUUGCUGUCAGUUGCUGAUUUAGCGUCAAAUGUUUCUGGUAUUGGUCACUGUCACCCUCAACAUCAAUCUACACCACAACAACAUACGCCACCUCAGCAGCUACAACCGCAGCAGCAAUCGACACCGCAGUCGCAGUCGUCGUUGUCGCUAUCUCAACAAUCUUCGUCUCAGCAGCCAUCCUUUGAAUUACAUGUGACGAAUUUAGACUAUAAUAUAUCGGCGAGAGAGUGGAGAAAAAUACUUUGCGCCGAAUUUCAGCAACACGUCACAGUACUGAGCGUAGAAAUUGCUACUCAACCCGACAAUACUAAUAUUGGAAUUGUAAGAGUACCUACGGAAGAAAAUGCUAGGUAUGCAAUUUCACAAUUGCAUAGGAGAAAAAUCGGCUACAAGAGGGUUCACGUUCAAUUAGUCCAAAAUGAAAACCUCAACACGAUGACCGAUACACUUAAAAGUGAUAUAAUCCGCUUAUUGAAGGAUGUUGCCGGUAAUACCUUACCACUGUUCAAGUUUAUUGAAUUGUUCGAGCAAAGACAUCAUAGAUCUGUAUCCGUUGCUGAAUUGUACAAACUUAGAGAUACUGUAGAAGUAUGGGAAAAUAGUGGUGGAAGGAUGAUUUCUAUUUCUCAAACAGUCCAGAUGAACCAAAGUACUUCAACUGAUAUAUCUCAAAUAGAUGAUUUAGUAUGCGCUAAGCAUUGUCCAGAAAAUUCGUCAGACUACGCAACAGCUCUAGAUUCAUGCUCUCUCCCUAACGUUCUCAUGUCGUUAAGAAUACUCGCACCAAGAAUUCAUACUCUGGUCGCAGAACAUGGUGGUUCUUUGCCCAUGCUUUCUCUGGCAACCUGCUAUGCAGCGACUUUUGAACCGUUAGAAGCUGUUGAAAACGGGGGUGUUCCCCUGGAGCACCUCAUAACCUGCGUAUCUGGCGUAAGAAUAGUUAUAUCAUCACCAUCUGGUGUUAAGAAAGUGGAAUGGCAAGGAGAAGACGUUCCAAGAGGAUCUUCUAGUCCCCUCAUGACUCAACAACUAGGUCAGUUUGCGAGAGAAGUUGCAGAUCUUUUGAAGCACUCCCCAAAGUGUUCUCUUCCGUUUUCGAAGUUUAUUCCUGCCUAUCAUCAUCAUUUUGGACGGCAGUGUAGAGUUGCUGAUUAUGGUUAUACAAAAUUAAUAGAGUUAUUAGAUGCAGUUGGUCAUGUUGUACAAGUUUUAGGAGCUGGAUCCAGAAGAGUAGUAACUCUCACUCAUAGAGCUCAUGUAAAGAGAUUCACGGGGGAUGUUACCAAAGUUCUUAAGAGUCUCCCUGGCAAACAAGCAAGAAUGUGCGAGCUUCAGGAUACUUUUGUGAAAGUUAUGGGUAAACCUUUGGAGCCUUGCGACUAUGGUGUUUGUGUUCUAGAAGAUAUCAUGGCAGAUGUACCGGAUCAAGCUAUACUGAUAAUGCGAGAUGAAACAGGAACAAUUUUUUCACUUCCCAGACGUCAGCAAACUCCAGCAGAAAUGGAGCGAACUCGACAUUUUACAAAAGAAGUGAUCGAACUCCUUCGUCAUAGUCCAAGAGGUCGUUUACCAUUCUCAAAAUUUAUUCCAGCUUAUCAUCAUCACUUUGGAAGGCAAUGUAGGGUCUCAGAUUAUGGAUUUACGAAACUUAUUGAACUUUUAGAGGCAGUGAGCCACGUUGCUCACGUGUCGGACGAUGAACAUGGUGAUAAAACGGUUGUUCUUGCCAAGGAACAAAUGAUAAAAGUACUUGAAGAACAAUUGGCCGUUGUUUUAAGGGCUACCCCAACAUUAGCACUGCAGCAAUUGCCCAAUGCUUUCCUCAGACAGCAUGGGCAUUCCAUAAGGUUAGAAGAUUAUGGGGUAAGAGAUACUGAACAAUUGAUUUCCCUUAUACCGGGAAUUGCAAGAGUCGUAACAAAAAAUGAUCAAAAAACGAUUGUGGCCGUUGAUGCUGCCGACGUUGCCAGACUAGUUAACAGAUUACUUUUAUUAUUAAUGGAUACAACUUUUGAUGGUUGUAUGGAAAUCAACACGCUAAUUAACCUUUACCAUAAAAUCUAUAAACCGGAUUCAAUAUCUGAAGUAGAAAUUAGACGACAUUUAGAAGAUAAAGUAACUAUAACUGAUAAUAUAGUUAGACUACAACCUUUACAAUUGUUUGCCAGAGAUGUCCGAACUUUACUUUUACAAGCCGGCGGUAGAAUGUCGGCUGCUAAUUUAGAGGAAGCUUAUUCCAGUCACUUUGGUGUUGUACUUGUUCCCGCAACAUAUGGUAGAUCGAACUUGUUGGCAUUGCUGGACGCCGUACCUCAUGUUGUUGUUGUACAUGUUCGAGGAAGGGGACAGAAGAGAACGAUAUCGCUGACACAAGCAUUCUGCAGAAGAGAGAACUACGAAGAGAAAACUUUUGAGAAGGCAACUAAAAAGAAACCAACCAGCUUAGAUAUGGCAGCAUCUUAUUUGCCUGAUAUAGAUAAUUUGACAUCUGAAAGUACAUCACCUGAAUCCGAGAUAAAAGAUUCUGAAGAAAGUGGAUUUGAAAGUUCCUUUUCGGAACAGUACCAACUUUAUACAAGUCCAAGUUCAAGUGUUCUUUGA